Salvia miltiorrhiza (redroot sage) is the source of this 750-nucleotide messenger RNA. RefSeq lists its product as uncharacterized. NCBI's taxonomy places the organism in Eukaryota, Viridiplantae, Streptophyta, Magnoliopsida, Lamiales, Lamiaceae. Gene Ontology annotation, molecular function: RNA-DNA hybrid ribonuclease activity; nucleic acid binding. The coding region runs from base 1 to 750 and encodes 249 amino acids. The record is from RefSeq and is a predicted model, not a curated record. The transcript has a single exon.
AUGUGGAAAUGUCUGAUUGGGGCACUUCCGGUAGCGUCUGCGCUGCAGAGAAGAAGCAUUGAGGUGGAUGUUCUAUGUAGAAGAUGUGGUGAACAGAUGGAGACACCAGAGCAUGCGCUUCGUGACUGUAAAUGGGUGGAGGUGAUGUGGGCUGUCUCUCCUAUCCGUCUUUCACCUCUGCAAUCGAUGUGCUCAAUCCCAGAUUGGUUUGACAAAAUCCGCCUUUGUCCUCAAAGGGAAACUCACGCUCAGUUCGCUACUCUUGCAUGGGCUGUGUGGUAUGCGAGAAACAUGCUGUUGUUCCAAAAUAAAGAGCUCUCUCAUUUGGAGUGCUUGGAGAUUGCAGCACGUGCUAGGUGGCUGCCUGCUGUGACUGCUUCUUCCCUCCAGUCCCGAGCGAGUCGAGUGCUUUGUGACAGAGAAGGCCAGGUGAAGAUCUCGACGGAUGCGACAGUGAGAGAGGGAGUCGGGAUUGGUUGUGGAGCUGUGUUGACGUUUGGAGAUUAUGAAGUUUUGGGGUGUCGGUUUGGUUUUAAAAGGGGUGAAUUUUCUGCUGUUGAAGCCGAAGCUUUGGCGAUGCUUGAAGGGCUGAAUCUCUGCUGCGAACAUGGAGCUUCGGAUAUUAUUGUCGAAACGGAUUGUCAAUCUUUAUAUUGGAUGGUGGUCAAACGAGAAAUGGAUUUUUCUUAUCUUGGUAAUACUCUUUCUGCCAUCUAUGAGCUGUUUUGUUCCUUCACUCAUUGUUAUUAA